CCGUGGAAACAGACGAGGCCUAUCAGGCCUGGAUGCUGGCCUGGAGUACCGAAACCAAGAGACGGGCAGAUGACGCCGCAACAACAGCGAAGAAGAAGGCAGAGGACGCCGAGCAGGCACGUCUGCUGGCAAUUGAACAACAGCGCCAGCGUAACGAGGCAGCAGCAAAGGUUGCUGAUGAAGAACGAGUUCAACGUUGUGAGAAGAUAUUUAGCGGAGAGCAGACUUUGCUCACAAUGGCAGCGGAUUGGCGGGCCGAGGCCGAGAAUGGCAAGAUGGAGGAUAGCGAAAACAAGAUCGCUCUACUCCUCUCCCAUCUCACGGACCUCCUGGCAACAUGCAUUACACAGCAGGAGGACAUCCACAGCCUCGACGAUGCGCUGACUCAAGUCCACAGCCGCCUCCGACAGCUGGAGCAGCGACCUGUCGCCCCCCCCGAUGCCAGCUCUUCCAACACCUCCGAUCGCCUCGAAGCAUUGGAGAUUGAUGUCGGCUCCCUAAAGGACGACGUGCAGUUACAGCAGACCGCGACGCAACAGUUGGAGCAGCGGAUCUGUACUACCGCCAACAACUCGAGUUCGGAACCACGCGAGACAGCUCCAAAGUUUGACGGGCAGGAGAUCUUCUGCGACUCGACGAAGACAGAUCCGAUUCCAUGGUUCCGCAAGUUUGAGCUCACGCUGCAGCUACACUACCCAGACUUGGAGGAUCAUCUUGGGCAUCUUCGACAAAUGUUGGAGACGCUCCGGCGCGCCAAGUACAAGGCCAACCGCGACAAGUGCGAAUUUGUCCGGCAAGAGCUGGAAUACUUGGGCCAUUUUGUCACACCGGAGGGCAUCAGUCCGCUAUCGGCCAAGAUUCAAGCCAUCCAAGAGUGGUCGGAGCCUCGGAUCAUCACGGAUGUCCGUUCGUUCCUUGGCCUCGCCGGCUACUAUCAGCGUUUCAUCAAAGGCUACUCGAAGAUCACUACCCACUUGACCAAGCUUCAAUGCGAGGAUCGGCCGUUUGACUUCAGAGAGGAGGCCCGGGAAUCAUUUGUGGCUCUCAAAGCCGCGUUAUUAUCUGCGGAGGUCUUGCGCAUAUACGACCCACUUUUGCCUACGCGCUUCACUACGGAUGCGUCCGGCUAUGGCAUUGGUGUCGUCCUCGAGCAACAUGAUGGUGUGGACUGGCACCCGGUCGAGUAUUUCAGCAAGAAAGUGCCCGUCGUGCAUUCCAUUGACGAUGCACGCAAGAAGGAGCUCCUCGCCUUCGUCCACGGGCUCAAGCGGUGGCGGCACUUCCUCCUUGGUCGAAGCCAAUUCCGAUGGGUAACGGACAACAAUCCGUUGGUCUUCGAUAAGACCCACGACACCAUCAACAGCACCAUCGCUCGAUGGAUGACUUUCAUCGACCAGUUCGACUUCUUUCCCGAUCACAUUCCCGGGAAGUCAAACUGUUUUGCGGAUGCUCUUUCACGGCGUCCAGAUCAUUGUACCGCGGUCUACUUAACCUUCGAGAUCGACGACGACCUGCGAAACAGCUUCAUCCGCGGCUACCAAGCCAACCCCGAGUUUCGCGACAAGUACGUAAAUUGCUCCUCUCCUGAUCCGACGCCUUCUAACUACCGGAUCCAAGAGGGGUACUUGCUUGUCCACACACGGGGGAAGGACCUUCUUUGCAUACCGAGUGAUCCUCACUUGUCUACACGGCUUCUUGGCGAGUUCCACGAUGCUCCCGCCACCGGACACUUUGGAGUCAAUCGCACGAUUGCCCGACUUCGCGAGCGAUUUUGGUGGUCCGGCCUUCUCGGCGACGUCACACGAUAUUGCGAGUCAUGCGAGGUUUGCCGACGCUGCAAAUCCCGCAACCAUCAUCCGUAUGGUGAGUUACGACCAUUACCAGUCCCUUUGAGGCGAAGGGAAGCAAUUGCCAUGGACAUUACCGGCCCAUUCCCCAAGCACAAGACCGGCGUGGAUGGGAUUCUCACGGUGGUCGACCGACUCACCAAGUUCGUCAUGUUUUUGCCUUGCCGCUAUCAUGCCAAGGCACUGAAGUUCGUUGAGGUUCUCUACGCCGGUUGGAUUCAAACCAAGGGUUACCCCAAGGAAAUCGUUUGCGACCGCGACACUCGGUUCAUGUCCGAUUUUUGGUUGGCGCUCAUCAAGCGAUGGGGCUCAUCUCUCAAGCCCAGUUCAGCUCGCCACCCCGAGACCGAUGGCCAAACGGAGAGGGCGCAGCAUACCACACAGGUUCUCCUUCGCACUCUCAUCCGUGCUGACCAGAAGGAUUGGGUUGAGCGGCUGCCAGAUGUCGAGUUGGCCUACAGCUCCUCCGUCCACCCGGCUAUCGGGAUGUCGCCCUUGGAGUUUGACCACAGCUCGCCGGUCACUUCGUCGUUGGACACCAUCACUCCACUAACGGUCGAGAGUGACGACCAUCUUCUCUUCUUGCGUCGGAUGCAAGAGCUACUUGUCAAGGCACGCGACCUGAUGGCCAAGACGCAGCAACGCAUGAGCCAACAGGUCAAUCACCAGCGUCUUCCUUGCCCAUUCCACGCCGGCGAUCUCGUUUGGGUCUCCGCCGCGGAAUUCAGCCUUGAAUAAGAUAUCUCUCGCAAGCUCCUCCCGAAAUGGAUGGGGCCUUGGCCGAUCAUGGCACCCGCU
Chara braunii is the source of this 2645-nucleotide messenger RNA. NCBI's taxonomy places the organism in Eukaryota, Viridiplantae, Streptophyta, Charophyceae, Charales, Characeae. The record is from the annotation of a GenBank genome assembly.